CCUACCUGCAUUAUCCUUGGCCGCCGGGCUCGUGCAGCUUUCUCGGCUCGAGGUCACUUUGCGACGGAACAAAGAAUGCGCGCGGGUUGUAGCACGCGCGCGUCCGGCGCGAGUUGUCACUUGGGUCUGUGGCGUGCACGCCGUUGGCACCGUGCUCUUGGGGAAAAAAAACAUGCCCACGGUGGCCCAGCUAACCAUCCCCGCGGCCGCCUUGGUGUGGCUGGCAGCUCAGCGACUGCCUUCGCUCCUGUCCGCAGCCACGAACCUCAGCCUGACGGUGCUGGCGCUGUACUCUGGGUACUGGUUGCUGUGGCACGCCCGCCGAGCACUUUUCAAUGGGCUGGUCGAUCCGAAAGGGAAGUGCGUUCUCAUCACCGGUUGUGACAGCGGCUUCGGUCACAUGCUGGCGAUGCAGCUGGCCAGGGAAGGAUUUUUCGUUUUCGCGGGGUGCUUGGACGAAAAAGGUGACGGUGCCAAGGUUAUAAAGAACGCGGAGAACACUUUAGUGCUGCAAAUGGACGUCACCAAGAAAGACGAAAUAAGUGAAGCACUACGAGUCGUGCAAAACCACUUGGACGGAAGAGAGCUGUGGGCGGUCGUCGCCAACGCUGGAGUCGCCUGCUUGGGCUACAUUGAGUGGCAGCCCAUAAGCAGGGUGCGGUCGGUUUUCGACGUCAACACGUUUGGAGCCCUGUCGGUUGCAACAGCCUUCUUGCCCCUGCUAAAGAAAUCUCGGGGCCGGCUGGUCAUCGUGACAAGUUUAUUGGGUCGUAUGACCAUGCCUGAGUACCUGGCCUACUGCAUGUCCAAGUGUGCCUGCACUUCUCUGGCUGACGGCCUUCGUCGACAGUAUUUCAACACGGGCCUCCGGGUCUGCAUGGUCGAGCCGGGAGCAUACAGAACAGCGCUGGUGAACCACUCUCGGAUGGAAGAAGCGUUCGACCAAGACUUGGAGCUGCUUCCCGACAGAGUACGCGAGAGAAUCAAUCAGAAAGUCGUCGCUUACUUCAAGCACACUGCUGACGUCCUUCAUUCGUCCUUCAUGAGAGACGAGCUUCAGGAGGUGGUCGACGCAAUGAGGAUGGCCGUUCAAGAGAAGCUGCCUCGAGCGUCCUACAGACCGGGAGCCACCGUGCUAGGUCUGGUUCGAUGGUUGCACAACAUCGCGCCGGCCGAGCUGGCUGACGAAGUCAUGGACGCGGCCCGCAGGAUAUCGACGCUCGUAAAGAGAAAUUAGCAAGCGUUUUUAGCGUGAGCGUGGCUUGAUGUUGGCUUUAGGAGUUCAACAAGGCUUGAACGCAAUCCUAAUCCUCAGCGCUAAAACUAUUGAGAGUGCCAUCGAUAAGAACUUUAUGCAAAACUCUUAAACAACUUUAUAUAAACCUCUGUAAGCCUGUUAGAGGUAUAUUAUGUAUUAAACCGAAGCUUUGCUUU
Dermacentor andersoni is the source of this 1434-nucleotide messenger RNA. RefSeq names its product 17-beta-hydroxysteroid dehydrogenase type 6-like. Lineage: Eukaryota; Metazoa; Arthropoda; Arachnida; Ixodida; Ixodidae. The record is from RefSeq and is a predicted model, not a curated record. Gene Ontology annotation, cellular component: intracellular membrane-bounded organelle.